UUCAGCCAAUCGCAACUCUUCAUAUUAUUCAUUUCCAAAAUGGUUCUCGAAAGUACCAUUGUCUGUGUUGACAACAGUGAUUAUAUGAGAAAUGGAGACUUUGUUCCUACCAGACUGCAGGCCCAACAAGAUGCUGUCAAUCUUGUUUGUCACUCAAAAACUAGAUCUAAUCCAGAAAAUAAUGUUGGACUAUUAGUUAUGUCUCAUGUUGAAGUUUUGGUCACCUUGACCACAGAUGCUGGAAGGGUUUUAAGUAAGCUUCAUCAGGUUCAACCGAUGGGAGAAAUUAAAUUUGGAACAGCACUUAAAGUUGCACAUCUUGCACUUAAGCACAGACAAGGAAGGAAUCAUAAAAUGAGGAUUGUAUUCUUUGUUGGUAGUCCUGUUGAAGAUGAAGAAAAAGAGUUGGUAAAACUUGCAAAGAAACUGAAGAAAGAAAAAGUCCAGAUAGAUAUAGUUAAUUUUGGAGAAGAGGCAGUCAACACAGAUAAAUUGACAGCAUUAGUAAACACAAUCAAUGGAAAAGAAGGAACUGGAUCACAUUUAGUAACAGUACCACCAGGACCUUUACUAUCUGAAGCCUUGAUUAAUUCACCCAUUAUAGUUGGAGAGGAUGGAUCUGGUGCUGGUCUUCAAGCCACAGGAUUUGAAUUUGGGGUUGAUCCUAAUGAAGAUCCGGAGUUAGCCCUGGCAUUGAGAGUAUCUAUGGAGGAACAGAGAGCCAGACAGGAAGAUGAAGCAAAGAAAGCUAUAGAAUCAACAGCUACAGAGACAACACCUGUACAGGAAACUGGAACCAAUGAUGAAGCAAUGUUAAGACAAGCUUUGACAAUGUCACUAGGACAGGAAGAAGAAGCAGCACCAACACCCAGUGGACAGAAUUUUAGUUCUUUAUCAGAAGAGGAACAAAUUGCAUAUGCCAUGCAGUUAUCUCUACAAAAUUCAGCUGAUAAUACAACAGAAAACACUCCAGCUCCCAUGGAUGUGGACGAUGAAGCUAAAACACCUGUCCAGAAAUCAGAGGAAGCUGGUGCUGAUGAGGAUUAUUCUGAAGUGAUAAACGAUCCUACAUUUUUACAAAGUGUUCUUGAAGGAUUACCUGGUGUUGAUCCACAAAGUGAAGCUAUACAAAACGCUAUAAGUUCAGUAAAAGAUGGGUCUAAGAAGGACAAGGAUGAUAAAAAAGAUUCAAAAUGAUACAUUAUAAUUUAUUUCUAGAACACAAUUAUUUCACCAAAAAAUAUCAUAACUUUUUUUUUAAAGAAAAGUUUUAGUACUGUAUAAAUUAAAGUGAGAAUACUAUUUUCAUUUUGUUAUCAAACAAGUAUCAAUAUUGAAGAAUCUUUAUAUGGGAGUGUGAAUGAAGUCUAAUGUUUAGUUUAUGUGUAUGGAAAAGUAACAAUCAGUGAUGGAAGCAUUUCUUUCAAAUUAAAUAAAUUUAUGCAUCCUUAAUAA
Molecule: messenger RNA, 1455 nt
Organism: Mytilus californianus (California mussel)
Lineage: Eukaryota; Metazoa; Mollusca; Bivalvia; Mytilida; Mytilidae
Product: 26S proteasome non-ATPase regulatory subunit 4-like
Exons: 11
Coding region: 40-1197 (385 amino acids)
Biological process (GO): proteasome-mediated ubiquitin-dependent protein catabolic process
Cellular component (GO): proteasome regulatory particle, base subcomplex; nucleus; cytosol
Molecular function (GO): polyubiquitin modification-dependent protein binding
Source: RefSeq, a predicted model, not a curated record